Messenger RNA from Rotaria sordida, 2319 nucleotides. NCBI's taxonomy places the organism in Eukaryota, Metazoa, Rotifera, Eurotatoria, Philodinida, Philodinidae. The record is from the annotation of a GenBank genome assembly.
AUGACAGAAAAAAUGAGUAGUAUACCGCCUAUUGUUGGACUCAAAUCAAAUGCAUCAGUGGACACUUUUUAUAGUCGUAUAAAGCGUAGACAUCUUAUUGGUGCUGCACUAAUAUUUCUUGUUGUACUUUCAACUGCACUCCUAAUUACUGUAAUUGUUCAGGCAAAAAAUCGUAGACAAAACAAUAAUAACAAUGCCAAUCAAUACUGUCUCAAUCAAGGAUGUCUUUCAGCAGCAACACAUCAAUUACGUUUUAUGGAUACUACAGCAUUAGCUGAUCGUUGUACAGAUUUUUAUAAGUAUGCAUGUGGUGGUUGGGAACAAACACAUCCAAUUCAAUCAUUCGAUACUGAACGAACAAUACUUGGCGAUGUUAUUAGUCGACGUGAUGCCGAUAUUGAACGUCUUCUUGAUUCCCCUAUCUCUCGUACGUCUCCAACAACUUGGGAAUAUAAAGUUAAAACUUAUUAUACAGAAUGUAUAGAUGAUUAUGCACGUGUACCUGAUAGUGGUAAAGCAAUGGUAGAUCUAAUCGGAGAUCCUGCUGCGGUCGAUGGUUGGUUUCUUUUUGAUAAUAGUGCUGCAAAUGCUAGUCAAACUUCUUUAUUAAAACCUCAACCUGUUGUUACACAAAUAUCACGUGUUCAUGGAGGUCUUGGUGCAAAUGUUGUAUUUGGUUUACGUGUAAGAUUUGAUGAUACAGAUCCAAAUAUUAAACAACUUGAAUUCUUUCCAGCUGGUUUAACAUUGGAAAUUAAUGAUUAUCUUCUAAAUGAUACAGUAUCACAAACACGUCGGUCUGCUUAUCGAUCGUAUAUUCUCGAUGUAUUAACUUUACUUGUAAAAGAUGCUAAAAUAAACGAUGAAAAUCUUAAUGAUCGUAUUUCUACUGUUAUUGAUGAUAUAAUUGGAGUUGAAACCGCUUUAGCUCAAGCUCAUCAAAAAAGUUUAAAUAAUGGUGAUAAAAGAAUAUCAAUGACGUUACAACAAAUGUCUGAUAAAUACAUGUUUAAUUUUGUUGAAUUCAUGGAACAUGAAUUAGUUGAUCCAAGCAUUGUAUCUGGUAUAACAUCAGUUUACGUUACAAAUCCAAUAUAUUUUGACGAAGCAUUUGCAUUCUUAUCAAAUAACAAUGAUCCAAUAUAUGCUCGAUGUAUUCAUAAUUAUAUGCGAUGGAGACUUGUUCAUACAUAUAUUGAGGAUCUUGCAUAUAAUUAUGUACAUGCAUAUCGAGUAUUUCUUAAUAAAUAUUAUAUUCAUACAUUACAUUCAACAAAUGAAGCUUAUUGUACACGUGAAGUUAUACGAAGAUUUCCACUUGCUAUUCAUCGUUUAUAUACAAUGAAUUCAACAAAAGAUUCAAAUACAAUGGAAACUGUUCAAAAGAUGUUUGAUGCAUUAAAAAAUGGAUUAAAGAAAUAUAUUAAUGAACAAGCAACAUGGAUGACUGAUGAAACAACAAAAGCAAUAGCAAGACAAAAAAUAGAUGCACUCACAGCUGCUAUUGGUUAUGCUAGUAUUGCUUCAGAUGAUGCACGUCUUGACGAAUAUUAUGCAAGAUUUGCUGUUGGUGAAAAAUCUCAUUUUGAAAAUGCAUAUGGUUAUCAUCGUUUUCAUACAUGGACAAUUUCAAAUUCAUUAUUAAAUCCUAGUCAACUUGAUCAUUGGGAUCUUUUUGAAACACGAACAAGUCGACUUUUUGAUUAUAUUGCAAUAUUUAAUCGACUUUUUGUUAUUACUAGUGCUAUGAAUGAACCACUUUUUAAUGCUCAAUGGCCAUGGGCAAUGAAUAUGGGUUCAUUAGGUGUUCUACUUGCUCAAAAACUCUUUGCUAGUAUUGAUGGACCAGAAGGUCGUAUACAUGCAGCUAAUGGAACACGAAUACCUGAUUGGUGGUCAACAUUAACAGAAAAUGCAUAUAAUACAAGUCGUCAAUGUAUAACUAAUUAUUAUGUACGUGAUAUACAAACACUUCCGUAUAAUAUAAAUGGUGUACAAGUAUCAGUUAGACUUGCUGGUGAACCAUUUUCUCCAACAACUCUUCGACAUAUUGGUGCUCUUCGUUUUGCCUAUACAACAUUGAAAGAAAACGAUCAAAUGAAAUCAUUCAAAAUGCCUGGUACAAAUUUAACAAAUGAACAAACAUUUUUUCUUGCUUAUGCUCAAACACAAUGUUAUAAACGAGAAGAUUUACUUCAAUUUGUAGCAACACAAUUAGGUAUUUAUGAUGAAAGAACAGCAUUAAAUGCUGCACUUAUUCAUAUGCCAGAAUUUUCUGAUGCAUUUCAAUGUAAACCAAAAGAUAAUAAAUGUUUUUGA